Messenger RNA from Geosmithia morbida, 1596 nucleotides. RefSeq names its product exonuclease V. The record is from RefSeq and is a predicted model, not a curated record. Gene Ontology annotation, cellular component: nucleus; mitochondrion. Gene Ontology annotation, molecular function: single-stranded DNA 5'-3' DNA exonuclease activity. Lineage: Eukaryota; Fungi; Ascomycota; Sordariomycetes; Hypocreales; Bionectriaceae. Gene Ontology annotation, biological process: interstrand cross-link repair. The transcript is spliced from 2 exons. The coding region runs from base 1 to 1596 and encodes 531 amino acids.
AUGGCCGCACCGCCCUCCCAAGAUAGCGAUACCGAAUUCGGCUACGACUUUUCUCCCGAAGAUGAAGAGGCCCUCAUCCAACUCGUCUCGCCCACCGUCGUCAAGUCUCGCCGUCCACUGGUUGACAGCGUCGCUACCGACACUCACAUUGCGGACGAUGGCUCCGUGACUACAGCCAGAGGCUACUACGUGCAGCACAGUAUAGACAACCGUGCGCCGACCGAUGGUGACCCUCCCUUCCCCGCUGGCGGGGCGCCUGCAUCUCCAGUGUCGCUCGGCGAUGACGUCGUCCAGUACCCCGAUUGUACAGCACUCGAAUUGGCCGAGGCUAGGCGCCAGAAGGACUCGGCACCGGUUGACAGGCGGAAGCACCAUGACGGGCACCCCAAGGGCGAUGGCAACCGCUCACCCUUGGAGAGGUUUCGCACGUACCCUAAGAAGCCGUUGACCGUCAGCGACCUCACGUCCGGCGCAUGGUGCGAGCUUCAGUAUGAAUAUACCCUCACACGUCUGCCCGGCGGUCGUCGUACACGCACGGCGGCCAUGAGAGAGGGCUCCAAGGUCCACCGGAAGCUGGAGGACGAGGUGCACACGACGGUCAAGGUAGACAUCAUGACGAGGGAAGAUGGCUUUGGCCUACGGCUGUGGAACCUGGUCCAGGGCCUACGGACCCUCCGCGACACAGGACUGACGCGCGAACUCGAGGUCUGGGGCAUGGUGGACGGCAACGUGGUCAACGGCGUCAUCGACGUCGUGAGCUACGAAAAUCCCAACCCGCAGUUCGAGUCCGAGCUCGCGGUGGAGGGGUUUCGGAUGCAGAGCGGGUCGAACCAGUCCGUCCUGUCCGACUACUUCCCUACUCAGAGCAGACGGGGCACCCCGGCCCGACGCAAGAUAUACCUGGGGGACGUAAAGACGCGUGGAUCGCUGCGGCCCGUAUCCAGCGCUGUGCUGCGGCCGGCCAAGAUACAGCUGCUACUCUACCACAGCUUCCUCGGAGCCAUGGCGGCCGGGGAGCUAGACUAUACCAGCGUGGCAAGACGCUACGGCCUCGAUGUCGACGAGCCCUUCUCCGACAUCUUCCUGGCCGAGAUCGGAGGCCUGCACGACGAGAUGUUUUACGAUGCCGACGACGACCGUGAUGACGAUCACGAUCCCCCGCCGGGGAGCGGGAGCUCUCAGAACAGCGACGUGCCGCCGCCAAGCAUCCUGUCCGGCACUCCGCAGCCAGGCCCAGACCUCCUCAGGUACAGGACCAUCCGCGAGCUCCUGCGCCUUGUCUCGGACGAGGUCUGCCAAACAUUCCCAGAGGGUCGAGACUCGCUCGGCUACAUGCUGCGCAUCCAGUACGUGCACCGCAACGACGGAAGCAAACUCGAAUCCCACGACUUCCCCGUUUCCAAGAUUGCGCUGGACGAAUACCUAGCCAAGUACAUGUCCUGGUGGCGCGGGGAGAGACCAGCAGUGGGAAUAUCUGACGUUGAGGAGGCAUUCAAGUGCCGCACCUGCGAGUUUGCCGAGGGCUGCGAGUGGCGCGACGCUAUGGAUCGCGAUCUCGUCAGCAAGGCGCGAGCCAAGAUGCGAGCGAGAGGUUAG